CUCCCCUGCGCUUCAGCCUCAGUGCGGAAUCCUUGGCGGCGUGAGGUGAAGCGGCGGCGGGCAGCCUCCUGAGCAGCAGCAGAGGCUGCGGGAACCGGAGUCCAAACCACACCCACGUCGCUGCUCCUAUCCACUUCUGCCCUCUCGGUGUCCCACCGGAGACUGCGUUUCCAGAGGAGAGCGGCCGCCCACGCCCCGAGCAUCCUCCCUAGUCUAGCGGGCGCUGACAGACCCGGCGGCAUGAUGCGACUGCGAGGCUCGGCGAUGCUGCGGGACCUGUUCCUGCGGCCUCCCGCCGCUUCCUGCGCAGCUCUGAGGCGGGCACAGCCCCUCGUCACACUGUGCCGGCGUCCCCGAGGCGGGGGACAGGGGGCCGCGGGCCCAGCGGCCGCCGCGCGGCUUUACCCGUGGUGGGGCGGGGGCGGCCGGCCGGCGGGGCCCCUCGCGCGGGGACUGUCUAGCUCCCCUUCGGAGAUCCUGCAGGAGCUGGGCAAGGGGGGCGCGCAGCAGCAGCAGCAGCAGUCUGGGACGUCGCCGCCCGCGGCCCCAUCGGCUCCCAGCCCCAAGGACGGCCCCGGGGAGACGGAUGCGUUCGGCAACAGUGAGGGCAAGGAGCUGGUGGCCUCGGGCGAAAAUAAAAUAAAACAGGGUCUGUUACCUAGCUUGGAAGAUUUGCUGUUCUAUACAAUUGCAGAAGGACAAGAGAAAAUACCUGUUCAUAAAUUUAUUACAGCACUCAAAUCUACAGGAUUGCGAACGUCUGAUCCCAGGUUGAAAGAGUGUAUGGAUAUGUUAAGAUUAACUCUUCAAACAACAUCAGAUGGUGUCAUGCUAGACAAAGAUCUUUUUAAAAAAUGUGUUCAAAGCAACAUUGUUUUGUUGACACAAGCCUUUAGAAGAAAGUUUGUCAUUCCUGACUUUAUGUCUUUUACCUCUCACAUUGAUGAGUUAUUUGAAAGUGCUAAAAAGCAGUCUGGAGGAAAGGUUGCGGAUUAUAUUCCUCAGCUAGCCAAGUUCAGUCCUGAUUUGUGGGGUGUGUCUGUGUGUACCGUAGAUGGACAGAGGCAUUCUAUUGGAGAUACCAAAGUUCCAUUUUGUCUUCAGUCCUGUGUAAAACCUUUGAAAUAUGCAAUUGCUGUUAAUGACCUUGGAACAGAAUAUGUGCAUCGAUAUGUUGGGAAAGAGCCAAGUGGAUUAAGAUUCAACAAACUGUUUUUAAAUGAAGAUGAUAAGCCACACAAUCCUAUGGUAAAUGCUGGAGCAAUUGUUGUGACUUCAUUAAUAAAGCAAGGAGUGAAUAAUGCUGAAAAAUUUGACUAUGUGAUGCAGUUUUUGAAUAAGAUGGCUGGCAAUGAAUACGUUGGAUUCAGUAAUGCAACGUUUCAGUCUGAAAGAGAAAGUGGAGAUCGAAAUUUUGCAAUAGGAUAUUACCUAAAAGAAAAAAAGUGUUUUCCAGAAGGCACAGACAUGGUUGGUAUAUUAGACUUCUAUUUCCAGCUAUGCUCCAUUGAAGUAACAUGUGAAUCAGCCAGUGUGAUGGCUGCAACACUGGCUAAUGGUGGUUUCUGUCCAAUUACUGGUGAGAGAGUACUGAGCCCUGAAGCAGUUCGAAAUACACUGAGUUUGAUGCAUUCCUGUGGCAUGUAUGAUUUCUCCGGGCAGUUUGCUUUCCAUGUUGGUCUUCCUGCAAAAUCUGGAGUUGCUGGGGGCAUUCUUUUAGUUGUCCCUAAUGUCAUGGGCAUGAUGUGCUGGUCUCCUCCUCUGGACAAGAUGGGCAACAGUGUUAAGGGAAUUCACUUCUGUCAUGAUCUUGUUUCUCUCUGUAAUUUCCAUAACUAUGAUAAUUUGAGACACUUUGCAAAAAAACUUGAUCCUCGAAGAGAAGGUGGUGAUCAAAGGCAUUCCUUUGGACCAUUGGACUAUGAAAGUCUCCAACAAGAACUUGCUUUAAAAGAGACAGUAUGGAAAAAAGUGUCACCUGAGUCAAAUGAGGACAUCUCUACAACUGUAGUAUAUAGAAUGGAAAGUCUGGGAGAGAAAAGCUAAAGAAAUGGGUUCUAGUUUCAGAAUGUUCUUCAUUUACUCUUUCAACCAUCUUUAGCUUUUUUGCAUACUAUAAAUAUUUAUUUGAGUUUUUUGUGUUUUCAACCUUGGGUGCUGGAGCCAUAAAGCUUUUUUUUCCUUUUAAUCUUUGUAUAAAGAUAAUAGAUUAAAAAGUGGAUUUGUUGGUCUUUAAAAAAGUAUUUAUACAUAAGUAAAGCAAAUUUGCUUUAUUUUUAAAGACGCAAAAAGGAAAAAAUUCCUUUAAAUUUUUUCAUGGUGUAAUUAAAAUUUUAACUUAAUCUCCAUUUUAAAAUGGUAACAGAAAUGUCAUUUUUGGUUCUAAAACCCACACAUUGAACUCAUAAGUUUCAUUGCAUUUUUUUUCUUUCCCAGUUUUAAAACUGACAUGAUGUCUGUAGGGGCAAUAGAAAGUCAUCUCUAUGCUAAAUACAAUGAAAAGGCAAAAUUAAUGAAUCCCAAAUUACUUAAUACAGUGAUAGAUUAUAAAAUCAGCUUAAGUUUAUAUUUUAUGCCAUUUUUAGUGAUAAUUUGCUUUAAAUUUUAAAAAUUCAUUUUAAAUUUUAUCAAACACUUUAAAAUAUAAAUCAUGUCUUUGCUUUUUUACUUUGCAACUUCUCUGUGUUCUGUCAAAAUUGUCAUGUACAGGAGUGUCUUAUGUUACUAAAACAUUCCAGCCAAAGAAUUUCAGAAGUAGGAUAAUGACAUGUUUCACUGUUAAAAAGCUAUAAUGGUUACUCAGAAGGAGCAACAGUGAGUGUCUUCAAGUGAAAUGUUUACCUGAACAAUUUUAUUUUCGUAUUAUUCACGUUACUUUUUCUAUGUUAUAUUUAAGUGUGAAUGGUGAAUCUUGGGUUUUAGUUUUUAAUAUUUUUAUUAUCGUAAUAAUUCCACAAAUGCUAAUGAAUCUUUUAUGAUAAAUUAUAAUAACAUCUCAUAGAGUUUGUUUUAUUUGAACUCUAAUUUUAGAGUACUUAGGAAAUGAAUUCAGUCUGAUAGUAGUAAGUAUGCUACUAAAAUGUGUUAGAUCUGAAUCCUUUUGUUUGGUUAUAAAAAUGCAAUAUUGAGAAUCAAAACUUGUUUUUAAAAGAAGGACUAUUUUGGAUAAUUUACAAUGUUUAAAGUCUGUCUUGGCAAAGUGAUUGUAAAAUUCUGUAGGACCUAUUCACACUUCUUCCUUCUUCCAAAUAACUCUUCAGUUUUCCCCACAAUUCCCCAUAGCCACAAGGUGUUUUUUGUUUUGUUUCGUUUUAUUCAUUUUUAAAGUUGUAGAUUUUGGAGGGGCAGAGGUGGGGUCUGGGGUCUAGAAGGAGACUUGGUAGUUUUUUAGUGUCAUGGCAUAUGUGGUAGGUCACAUCUGUAAAAGUAACUCUAGUAAAAAAGAUUUCACUGAGUAAUUUCGAUAAUAGCGCAAUUAUAGAUACAGAAAACCUGAUCAAAUGAUGUCUCAAGCUUCGGAACUGUGAUAUUAGAAAAAGAAGUUCCCUUCCAAAGGUGUUGGUCAAAAGCUUUUUGGGCUAACUUAUAUAUUUAAAUAAUUAUGUGUUAGGUUUUGGAAGAUUUACCAAGGAGUUUAUUGUUACUUAAAUAUUUCUCUAAUGUACAAAUGCAAAUCUAAGUGGAUACUUCUACUUUGGCCAUUUUCCGGGGGCGGAUGGUAGGGGGGAGUGGUUUUUUUGAAAGCCUCACCUCUGCAACAACUUUAAACAGUAUCAUUUGUAUUAUUAGUUCCACCAAAGCCAUUUGCAGUUUGGGGAACUGAAUGUCUUAAUUGAUAGAUUGGAAAAAAGGCUUUAUUUUUUUCCCUGUGCUCUAAAUUGUUAUGUUUUACUAUUUCAUUUGGAGAUUGGUUUUACUUUAUAAAAUGAAAAUUCAAUUUUUCCUAUUGUGUCCUAUGUAUAGAUUUCAAAAUUAUGUUGUUAAUUUGUAGCUGACUGUAUUGUAGCUAAUCUUAUUAAGGAUGAGCAUCCAGAAAUUUUUGUAGGAAGGUAUAUAAAUGGAAGAAGAGGGAAGAUACUGUGAAUAGGCCCCUAUACUUUACUUUAAAAAAAAAAAAAAAGGAAAAUCUUUGCCAGAUUUAAGAACAUUCUUUAAAUUGAUUCCUUCAGUAUUUUUAAUACCUUUUCAAAUAAAGUUCUUGAAAAGUACCCAGUAUUGUGGAUUUAAUGUUUCAUGCCAUUACUGAUUCUUGAUAUUCAAGCAUUUAGAAGUUAGCACAUUUGUUUUCCUUUUUUUUUCAUUAUUAACAUUUCGUUUGAAAUGCAUAUCCUUCCUGAAAUACUUUAUUUUUAGCAUAAAUGUUGUGCAUUUUAUCUUAGUGUUUGGAUUAAAACAUUUGUGUUAUUUAGCUUUUCUUUUAUUUGCUUUGUAUAUUUAAUAAUGUACCUUUUAUUUUCCAGUAUGCCUACUUUUUGUAUUGUACAAUAAAUUUAUUUUAAGCUGAUUUUAUUGUUUUUUUUUUUUUGAUGAAAGGAACUCUAGCAUUUUAAGUACAACAAAUAGUUGGAAUUUUAACUUCAAAAUAGUAAAUCUUUAUGAAGAUACUAUUAAAAUGCUUUAGAUUUUUACUUCUGAGGCUAUUGUGAAGACAUACUAGAAAUACUCUCCAAAGGGCUUCAUUUGAUUUUUUUUUUUUAACAAAGUAUAGAGUCGGUGGGCUUUUUGAGGGAGAGUACAUUUAACAACUUAAAAAAGAAAAAAAUCUACCCUAUUUGCUGGUUUCCUGGUUCAGCUUUCUGAGGAAGAGUAUCGCUGGUGUUACUCACUGUGUCACUGUUUUAUACGUUGUGUAGGGUAGGAAAACAUUGCUGAAUCAGAUGAAGAGUAUCGUAAUAUUACUUUAGAAUUGUGAAUCACAGAAUUUAUAUUAAAUGGAAUAACUAUACUACAGAAAUUCACCUUAUUUACUUUUUAAGGAAUUUAGUCUUCAGAAGGAACUUUAUAUUUCCACAGCAUAGUCCAAAGUCUAAUGAGGCUCCAUGCAUUGUCAGACAUAAACAGUACAGUUGACUCCUAACACAGGUUUGAACUGCAUGGCUCCACUUAUGUAACUUAGUAAAUUAUAGUACAGUACUAUAAUUUAUUUUAUCUUCCUUAUGAUUUUCUUAAUAACAUUUUCUUUUCUCCAGCUUACUAUGUAACAUACAAAAUGUUUUACUGAACUGUUUAUGUUCUUGGUAAGGCUUCUCGUCAGCAUCAGCUAUUAGUAGUUAAAUUUGGGGGGGGGGGGAGUCAAAAGUUCUAUGCAGAUUUUCAACCACAUGGGGGCCAGUAUUCCUAAGCCCUCCCACAUUGUUUAAGGUCAGCUUUACUUUAAGUUUAAAUUUUACUGUUUGAUCAGAUACAUCAUUUGUAUCCAGAGAAGUCGUCCCAAAUAUAUUGUAGACUUUUAAAACUAUUUGAAGGGGAAAUACCAUUGUUUAUAGGAUUUUGUAUUUAUCUAAAUGGGAUUUUUUUUUUUAUAAAGUUCUUUUGGGACUAGGAAAUAAGUUCAUGUGUCAUGAUAUAUUCAGUAUGUAAUUGAUUUAUGAUUGCUUACUUUUAAAGACACACUUGGAUUUUUUUUUUGCUUUUAAUCCAUUUGAAGCAAAGGGAGAGGUGGCUCAGCUUGGUCGUCUUGGCCUGACAGUGUCAAGUUUUGUAGGCAUGUAUGUAUGUGAGAAGAAACACUGAUGUAUACUGAUAUGUCAGUCUAUACCCUGAUAAUUUAUAUACAUGUGUGUGUUAUAUACAUAUGUGUUUGUGAGUAUAUCUGUCUAUCCAGAUAGCCAUUUUUGCUGUCCCAGAAUUUAUAAAAUAUAACAUGUUUUACUUACUCAGUUUGACUCUGAAGAUUUGUGGUUUCUUUUGUUGUGCCCAUUCACUACCUGCACUGUCAGGGUAAGAGAGUAACAAUAUUGGAGAACUUCAUAAAAGGGAAAGCAAGAAUAUCAAAUUUCAUAUGGAAAUUGACUUUAAAGCAGUCUCCAAAAUUUAUUAAAUGGGAGGAUUAUAUUCAACUUAAAUAAUGUACUUCUCAUUUUGAACAGUUUAUGGAAUAGUUUUAUUCCAAAAAUUGUACAUAAUUAUUAAGAAUGUGUUUUACUAUUCAUUUUGUGGAAAUUUUGGUUUUUAACCAAUCUUGAAAAUGCUAGAAUGUAAUUUAAAGAAAAAAGUAACAUAAUUUCUGCUCAAUUCCUUUACUGCUUUAUAUUAAAUGCAGUAUUUACAUUGUAUGAUAACACCAAAACCAAACAUUAGAGAUAUAGCCACCGCCUGGGUGGCUCAGUUGGUUAAGUGUCUGACUUUGGCACAGGUCAUGAUCUCACAGCCCAUGGGUUCAAGCCCCACGUCCGGCUCUGUGCUAACAGCUCAGAUCCUGGAGCCUGCUUCAGAUUCUGUGUCUCCCUCUCUCUCUGCGCCUCCCCCGUUCAUGCUCUGUCUCACUUUCUCUCAAAAAUAAACAUUUUAAAAAAGGCGAAAAUAAACAGGAAGAUAUAUUCAAGUGUAUCAAGUUCAACUACUUUUUUCUUUUAUCUCAAAUUAUAACAUACUUAAAACAUUUGUUUCUUACACUACAUAGAAAUGGAAGGAAUUUAGUUGGACUAGGAGACGUUCUCUUAUCCUUCUUCUCCCUUCUCCUGCCAAAGUAGUUUAUUGAAGUGAAUACCACACAGACUUGAAGAAACUUAGAGUUAUAGUCUGUUUUAGUUUAGUUUUUAAAACUAAAUUAUAAGCAUCUAGAACAAAAGUUCUCCAACAUAAAACAUUUGGCAAACUUGAUGUUUUUUAGACUCCUUAACUUCUUAAAUAGUAAUAGAAAAGGUACUUACUUUUUAGAUGUUUAGACUGAUCAUAAAUCGUUAUUUUUAAUGAAAUGGUUCUCUUGUACUGUGGUUUUAAAAUGUUCUUUAUUAUUUUAUAUUUUGAUAUAUGAAAGGUUAUUAUAAGGUUGACUUUUAAUUUACCAUAUGUUUUGUAGAUUAUAGAUCCACUUUAGUGAUUUUUAUACGUUGCACCUGUAGAGACUUUUAAGAUGUGCAAAAUGUGUAAAGCCUAUGUUGAUUAAAUUUUUAUUAUGGCUUUCCAGUCAAUUACAUUCACCUUUAACUGAAAUGAGUAAGAUGUAAAUUAGCAUUUGAGUGCAUUACUUUUUUUUGGUGGUGUCUGUGGUAGUUUUUGGUAAAUUCCAAAUCUUUUUUAUUGAGAACUGUUAUGUAUUAAGUAAACUUAAAAAAAUUAUGAUUCUUGGUGCCAAAUGCUGUGAUGAGCCUCAGGAUACAGACUCCUAGGAAAGAGGAAUGAGAUGACACAUUUGGGCAGUUGAUCUCAUAACACCAUUGUUAGACCUUGAACUCUAAAUCUCAGUUACUAUCAGAAAUACUUUAGUUAAAUCUCGAUGAAGAACAACUUGGCUUGCUUAUUUAUUUAUUUAAUUAAUUUAUUUAUAUGUAUUUUCAGAGAGAGCGUGAGCAGAGGAGGGUCAGAGAGAGAGAAUCCGAGCCAGACAAAGGGCUUGAUCUCACAAACCGUGAGAUUAUGUAUGUAUGACCUGAGCUGAAAUCAGGAGUGGGACACUUAACCCCCUGAGCCACCCAGGCACCCCAUGGUAUAUUUAUUCUUAAGCCAAAUUUUAAUACCUGAGGACAUGAGUCUUCUGGACAUAGUAUUAUUAAAACUAAUGAUUUUUUUCAUUAAGUAUUUACCUUGCUGAAAUACCUCAGAUGAUUGAAAUUAUCUAUCUGGAAGGCCUAGGUUUUAUUUUUUUUAAUGUUUAUUUUUGAGAGAAGCACACGUGUGCACGUGAGCAGGGGAGGGGCAGAGAGAGAGGGAGAUCUAGGAUCUGAAGUGGGCUCUGUGCUCAGAGCAGAGAGCCCAAUGAGGUGCUCAAACUCCCGGAACUCACAAACCUCGAGAUCAUGACCUGAGCCGAAGUUGGAUGCUUAACCCACCGAGCCACCCAAGCAGGCGCCCCGGAAGGCUUAGCUUUUAAAAGGAAGUGUUCUUACCUGAAAUAGAUUUGUUUCCAUAUUACACGUCUGGCAAUUUUUGUUUAUAUAAUGAAAAUCUCUCUGGUCAGUUCCACUUGGAACCCUCACUUACGAUUUUAGUUCAUAUUCUGUAAACAGCUAAAGAAUUUGUUUUAUUUUUAAAACAUAGCUCAACCUUUCUAGGUCUUUGUUCUUUCAUUUACCAUAAUCUUAUAAUUUAUUAGAAUCCCAUAAUUGAGAUUGAAAGCUAUCUUAGAGUUUAUGUGGUGCAAACUCCCGCUUCAGCCAACCUCCUUUCCAGGUUUCUUACCACCUUGCUUCCUCAGUUAACACAUGUACAAUAUUUUUUUCUCUUUUUUGAUGGAAUUGUUCUAUUGUGUGUUUUGUUACAUCUUUUGUUUGUUGGUUAUUUGUGAUGAAAAGCAUAAUUGUCAGUAGUUAAUACAACUCUUAAGUUAUUUGGCAAACAUUGUUACAUCAAUGUUUAGUAAAAACUACUUUAUUGUAUUUCUCUAGUAAAGAGUCUUACGCCACAACUUAUAAAGACUGGAAAAAUUAAGAAGUGAAUGCUACAAUUAUACAGUAGUUCUAAAAAUAAGAAAUUAUCCUGGAACCUUUGAAAGAAAGUAUAGGAAAAAUGUGACUGGAAAAAUAAAUGUUGCGCCAUUUGCUUUUAAAAUAAAUUCCUUUGGAGUUAGGUUAAAUAUUGAAAGUAAAAAGGUUAAAAAAACAAAAGGCUAUUGGAGUUCUAAAGAAAUGUUUUCUAAAAGAAAAAAAAUUUUUUUCAAGUCAGCUUUUCCCAGCACAUACUAUGCAAAAUAUCUACCUUCCUUUGUUUUUAUUUUGCAUAUUUGGAUCUCUAGGUGGCUUCAGAACAAGAGUUUAUUACUCUAUCAUGUAUGUUGUCCUUAGUACCAAUCUCCAUUUCAUAGUUCUGGGAUUUAUUUUUUAUUUAUGAAGGAAAUUUAUAUUGCUGUUCUUGAGAAAUGUUACUUUUUAAACGCCUUUGUUGACUUAGAAAUGUUACAACUUAAAUAUUGUUAUUCCAAAAAACAGUACGGGUUUCUUCUCAAAAUUUAAACUUGCCUAUUAUAUAGCUCUUUUCCCCCUAAGUUUAUAUAGAUGAGAAGCUGAACUUUAGGAUACUGGCUCUUACUCAGUAUAAACUCUGUUUUCACAUUGUACUUACUAAAAUUAGAAUGAUGCUGAAAUAUUAGCAUCAAUUAUGCUAGUAUAACUAUUCACAUUUGGAUCAUUCCAUUGUAAAAUUCAAAUUGAAAUCUUCAGCCUUUUGUUCAUCUUUUCUUUAUAAUUACUAGUUUUCAUUAUUUUGUAUGUGCCUUUCACAAAUCAUCACUAAGGAACAAUUACAGAUUAUCCUUUGAGGGGAUAACAUAAUACUUGUCUUGACUUUGUUUCAUUAGAUGAGAUUAAUUGUGUUGUGUAAAACCAUGGUAUAAAUUAUUGACUCCAUCCAUACUUUGUUGUUUUGUUCUUUCUCACAGUCACUCAUGAUUAAAGAUCCUAAUUGAAAAAUUCAGACUAUGUUAAUUUCAAGUAUUCUUUCUUUUUCCAACUUUUCCAAUAAUAACUCAUUUUUGGCUGAAAAUGAGGUAACUUAAAAAAUAUAUGAAAGUUACUCAUAAAGUGUGUUUUCAUUUUCAAGCGUUUGUAUUGCUGAUAUGUUCAUUUCCAAGUCUUAAUAUUGUUGACAUUUACCAUUCUAGAGUUAUUUUCUUUAAAAAGUUAAAAAAACAUGAGUGUUAAUUCAGACUUUUUUCAUUAUAAUAAAAGUUUAUUGUUAAUCAUUAUUUUACCUUCAGCUUUCAAUACAUGUGUCUGUGGGUCUAGGUCUGCACAAGAGUUAUAAUAUAAAUAAAGGAAUGAACUAAAUAAUAUUGUUUCUACUUUGAAUUAAAAUGAAUGCUACAUUUUUUACACAAUGAAACUUUAUUAACAUCUCUUGAUGAAAUUACAGAACAAGUGAUUUUGUUAAAAUUCUCUGGUGACUAAUAGUAUUAACCCUUUUUAAUCAUACCAAUAAAAUAUUCCUGCCUUAAUGUCUCUUCUUUUUACCUGAAAGAGAAGUUUUAGAGAAUGGUUUUAAGGAGGUGGGAAGUAGAAUUUAACUUUCUAUUUACCCAUUUGUGAAGUGUUUCAGCUAAAACAUGCUAUUACAACAAAACUUAGAGUAUGUAUGUUUUUUUUUUUUUCACCUGAAGGAGAAACAGAGAAAGAAAACUAGUUUGCUGUGUUUUUUAGCCAAGUAAUAAAAACUUGAGAAGCUUUAAUUUUUAUUUUGUCUCUGUUGUGCCAAUUUUAUUUUACAUCCACCAUAUAUGUCUGCCACAGAAUCAGCACUGCUGUUGAUUUGGUAUCCCUUACAUGUUGGGCUUUGUUAUGUAAUGGUCUCAUGUAUUAGUGCAUUUACCUUAUAUUUAGGGGCUCUGGAGAGAGGGCUGUUGCUAUGUUUGCAUAGUGUGUUUUGUAGUUUUUGUUUUGCAAAAAUUCCCAUUCGCUGCCAUUGUGAAUUUUAGAUUUUGGUUUUAGUUAAGAAUUUGGGAUCUUCUGCAAAAGUUCUUAAUAGAGUGAAACUGUGGUUUACUUAGUGCUUUUGGGACUUAAAUAGGAUCAGUGAAUGCUGGGCAGUUGGGUAUAGGAUCUGGAUAGGUAACGUGGUAUACCAUAAGGCAUGAACUUCUGAGGCUUGUUUUCUACCUUAAAAAUUCAUAUAAAUUUUGUUCUGUUUCACCUGUUUUAAUUUUUUUUUUUUAACGUAGUAUUUAUAAGGUCUGUGACUAACCUUUAUCUUCUCCAGAAUUGGAGUAAAAUUGAUUUCAGGAAGAUGUGCCACUCUUACUCAUUCUGACAUAGGAUAGUAAUGGUUAAUCUGUAAACAUUCUUAAUCAUAGGUUUGAAGUGACCAUUUUUACCUAAAAUUGGCAGUAAUUUUAAAAAGAAUGUCUUUCAUCUAUGCCUGCUGCCUGUGCCCAAAGACCUUGGAAGUCUAGAGUUUCUUUCUCAAUCCCUUAUCACAAGAGACUUUGCAGUGUGUAGGCUAAUCGCUAAAUAUACAGUGAUCAGUCCUCAAAGGUGUAGGCCAAAAUUGAGGUAAUCUCAGUUUGCUAAGGCCGUCCAGUUUCCUAACCUAGAGGAUCCUGUGAUUUUCUGUAGUUUGCUUUCAAUGUCCAUAAUUUCAGUCAACUCUAGCAGCAGUGCAUGUCCAAUACACCAUCAGCAGAAACCUGAUAA
Panthera uncia (snow leopard) is the source of this 11282-nucleotide messenger RNA. RefSeq names its product glutaminase (gene GLS). The transcript is spliced from 15 exons. Lineage: Eukaryota; Metazoa; Chordata; Mammalia; Carnivora; Felidae. The record is from RefSeq and is a predicted model, not a curated record. The coding region runs from base 241 to 2046 and encodes 601 amino acids. Gene Ontology annotation, biological process: L-glutamine catabolic process. Gene Ontology annotation, molecular function: protein binding; glutaminase activity.